Molecule: messenger RNA, 14238 nt
Organism: Acanthopagrus latus (yellowfin seabream)
Lineage: Eukaryota; Metazoa; Chordata; Actinopteri; Spariformes; Sparidae
Gene: kmt2bb
Product: lysine (K)-specific methyltransferase 2Bb
Exons: 36
Coding region: 77-11842 (3921 amino acids)
Biological process (GO): positive regulation of DNA-templated transcription
Cellular component (GO): histone methyltransferase complex; nucleus
Molecular function (GO): DNA binding; protein binding; zinc ion binding
Source: RefSeq, a predicted model, not a curated record
CCCCCCUCCCAUCUCGCGCCUUCCCUCUUGUCUCUCCUCGAACUGCUAGCCGUCGGUGUGUGUUGUUGUUGAAGCAAUGAUGGCGGCAGCGGGAUGCGGAUCAGCAACCGCGGCUGCCGUAGGAGGCCAAGGUGGAACCGCUACGGCCAGAGGUCGUUUCCCCGGUCGGCCUUGGUCGUCACGCAGUCGUUUGCGCUCCGAGAAGCGAUGGCAACUCGGACGAUCAGGCUUAGAAGCUGAUGAUGUGACUAACGGAGGGCCAAGGCCCGCAAACCUGGUUCUAUCGUUAAACGAAGACCAGUCCCACUUACGCUUGCUUGGGAUAGAGGCGAGCCACAAGACCCUUGGCCAGGCUGGAUACAGCUCUAGUGGGAGUGAAGAGGUGAGGUCCCAAACCGAACCAGGAGGAGAUGACUUCAGAGGAUUUGAAGCAGAGAGAAAAGGCUCCAAAGGAGGUGUAUAUUCACGACAAAACCCUUCCAAAGGUGAUGCUGUCAACACAAAGUCUAAACGACAAAGUGAGAAGUUACCGCUUAAAACGCCAGCAGUGGAUGCAGCUAUCACCCCACCUGAUCCUGUAAAAGAUGUAAAAUCUUUGGAGGGAAUACACAGCGUAUCUCCUGAAACGGAGCCUGCAAAGGAUUGCAGGAAAGGAUCGAAAGGAAAAAACACUAUGGAUCGACAGUCGAUUAAAAGCAGAGCCUCAUCGGCAGCACCGAGGAUUACUAUAAAGUUGGUGGCCAAAAAGAAAAUAAAAACCAUCAAGGAGCCUAAUAAAAAAUCUGGAAAGAAGUUGAAGAUGAAAGGAAUUCAGGAUCAGCCUCAGCCUGUAUUGGACAUUCAGGGUGACCAGAUUUCAAGUGCUCAUGUCAAAUUAAAAACUGAACCACAUGAGGAUAAACAUGACACAGAGGACAAGGGAGGGGGGACUGUACCUGCAAGAAGACGUGGAAGAUCUGCUUCAAAGACGGAGCCUGUCUGCCAGACAAGCGUCAAAGCUAUGGUUGAUGACCAAAAAUCAAAAGAGAUAAAAUCAGCUGAUCUACUCAACCCUGUAAAGGAGAGCGGGACGGUAGAGCCAAAAACGCUUGUAAAGAAAUCCAAGCAUAAGGAAAGUGUGACAGAGCAAAGUUCUGAAGUUAGUCAACAGGUGAUUCGAAGGAGCAACAGAGUCACUUGCCCGUUCUCUAAAAAAGCUUCAGAUAGUGCAGCUGAACCAGAAACUCUGAGUAAAAGUGAUGCCCUUUUGGCGGAGUCAAAACCAGAAGUUUCGAAAACGGUGGAGGCUAAGCCAUCAGCGAGAAGUGACAGGCGAAGGCAAAGCAAGAGGCUGAAUAAGGAUACCAUAGCACCAGAAAUCCACGGUCCAUCACCCACAGAGACUGAUAAUUUGGCUGCAAAACCCAGUGACAAUUUGUCUUUGAAAAAAGAGGAAAUGAGGGUCCCAAGUUUAAAGCUUAAAAAGAUCAGAAAUCCAAAAUAUGAUGCUCCACCCAGUGCGAAAAAGUCCACUCGAAAAAAGAAAGUGAAAAAAUUUGUCUGGACUUUAACAUUAGAGAAAGGAGUGACUCAGACACGGAGUACAGAAAAAACUGUCAAAGUUAUCGAGAAGACUUCGAGAGAAGUGGACCAGUCCACCUCUUGUGACACCAGUGACAACAGGAGUUUGACGGGGGUGGAUAAAAUAUCAAAACUGGAUGAUUUGGCCCCGCAAGAGAGUAAAAGCAUGGACCAAAAUGAGAAGGAUUCCCAAAACAUAGCUGAGGUGUCAUUUGAGGAAAAGUCCACAUUACAGGUGGAAGUUGAGGUGCAACACUUGAAUGAAACGCCUCCACAAGAAAUUGCAAAAAUGGAUUGUGGCAAAGUCCCACCUCUUCAGAUCAAAAAGGUCUCCUCUCCUGGUAAACACAAAAGCUCAAAGCCCUCCUUUUUAAUUCAGCAAGUUAGUCCAGUGCCUGAAAAGAAAGAUGAUGUUCCAAAAGAUCUCAUUGAAGUUACUGAUGAUAAGUCAUCAUGUCCGGAUACUGAAGUCACGCCAACUAGGAGACUAAGGAGGAGAACUUCAAGCUUGGAUUCACCACAGACAAAGUCUGUCAGCCAGAAGCCAGUGACCACCGCAAAACGGAGGAUAAGAGUGAGUCCAAAGGUUGAAGAAACUCUGCAGGUGCAUGUUGAAGAUUCUUCUCAGGCGUCAACUGAAGAUUCCAGCUCAAAUGGUCUUCCUAAAAACUCUUGUCAGGUUUUGGCUGAGGAGCCCUCACAGGCGAUCAGUGUAAACUCCGCCGAAGUUCUUGAAAAGGAUUGCUCAGAGAUUGCUGGCGAACCUGUACAGGUGCCAGGUGAAGUUUCUCAGCAGAAGGUGGAGAAUGAGGUGGGGAAUGAGGUGGAGAAUGAGGUGGGGAAUGAGGUGGAGAAUGAGGUAGAACCACAGAUCAAAGAGGCCAAACCAGUGCCUGUGCCUUCCAAACCUAGAAGAUGUAGAAAUAAUAAAUUGGGGAAAAAGAGGUCUGUACAGAGGAAGAAGGCUGUUGUCUCUCCUGAAACUGCUGUCAAUGCAGAGUUAGCUACAGCUGAAGCAACUAUCACAGAGGCUGUACUGAAGGAAGAUACUCAGCCUGUAGUAACAGAGGUAGCUCAGUCAGAAACAAAAGACUGCACACAGCCUGGGGUCGAACAGGACACUGUGUCAGUGGAAGAACAGCAGAUACAGCCACUGGUAAAAGAGGAAACAGACAUUCAGAUGAUAGACAGUCAACAAUCGGUACUAUCAGAAAGUCAAGCCAGUGAUCCAAUAACACCGUGCCUACAGAAGAAGUCUCACAAAAAAAUGAAAAAGAAGCGCAAGAGUUUGAUUGGGCAGCGUCCGAAACACAGGCACAGGAGCAGAGAUGGGAAGUUUGCUCCACUUAGGUUAUCUGAAAAUAGUCCGAAUCCCAUUGAGGAGGAGUGUGAUAUCUCCACCCCACUGGCAGCUACCACACCAGCCCCAAGCUCCAAACUUAUUGGUAUUCAUAAAAAGCAUAAAAAGAAACAGUCAGAUCUUCAGUUGUUUGGGACUAAAAGGCCAAAAACGCAAGCUAAAAUCAUCUCCCAGCUGAUAGAAAUUGAGCUUGAGAAAGAUAGUUUGAAGCAGGAAGAAACGGACACACUUGUCGAUGGCGCGCAAGCAGAUGUUGUAGAUGCCCAGCCUGGAAAAUCAAAGUUUGUAAAAAACAUCAAGCACUUCAUUAUGCCUGUUGUAAGUGCAAGAUCCUCACGAGUGAUCAAGACCCCACAGAGGUUUAUGGAUGACGCUGGAAUGUCGGUAUUACCUCGAAGAAACUCUCCAAAGAAGGGUUUACAACUGGGCUUGCAAAUUCGUCCAGCGAAGAGGCGAGAUGAAGGGACAGGCAGAGCAAUAUCUCCCAUCCUGCCAAUUGAUGAGGAGGACAUAUUGAGUGAAGCUCAGUUGGAUGUUGAUCUGUUUUCAGCUCAGGACCUAGAUGAGAACCUCGACAUCGCUGAUAGUCUCUUCUCUGAGAGAAAAAGUGGCAAAAUUGAGAAGAAGUCUCUUCUGAAGAACUCUAACUUCAAGUGGCAUGUGCCAGAAGAGUCAAACGAGGAAGCGUAUACACUGAACAAAUCUCCAGAGAGCAAAUGUGAGGAUCUGUUUUUAUCUACACCAGUUGAUAAGCCCACAGAACCAUCUACUGAUCUACUGGAUGCACAGAAAAGGAAAAGUUCCCCAAAGUUUAACAAACAAGCAGCUCACCUCAAGAUUUAUCAAAGGCUAAAGAAGGCACACAUUGGAUUCCCCAAGAGCAAAACCACAGCAGAGAUGGAUUGUAUCAGUAAACCUCCUCAGCCUCCUGUUGAUUUAGCAGAAGGACUCGAUGAUGAGGCCAUGAGCAUAAGCCUUAGGCAGCGGACUACAACUGCAGAGAAGGACAAAUCCAAGCUCAAGAUAGAAGACCUCGAUUCUCCUGGAGUGGUGAGAAAAGUUUCUGUGUGCGUUAGGACUAUGAACUCCAAGUCCUCUGUGUUUCAGCACGGUAAAGAGGACUUGGCAGGGAAAGACACAGUCCAGCUUCACUCAGGAGAGCUGCAGCCACAACAGAACUCAGGCGAUUAUCUUGGAUCUCUGGAGAAGGGAGCUUCACAAAGAGCACGCCUCACUGGUGCAAAUAAAAGAAUGUUCAAUCUCCUCAGGAAAGCCAAGGUCCAGCUAAUUAAGAUUGACCAGCAGAAACAGCUUAAGUCGUCAGGGCUGUUAUCUGGCCCAGCUGGUGCCAGGUCUCGAGAUGUGUCCUCCAAGAGACAAAGGAGGAAGCAGAGAGCUCAGCUUGAUGCUGAUGUUCCAGUCAAGACCGAACCACCACAAGGACAACCGCAGCUCUUCUCCCCGCUGUGCCAGGAGUUCCGUAGAGCAGGAGGUCCGCGUAUCAAGCAUGUGUGUCGUGCUGCCUCUGUGGUGCUGGGGCAGCCUCGAGCUUUGGUGCCAGAUGACAUUCCCAGGCUUAGCGCCUUGCCUCUUCAUGAAAGAACUGGCAUUUCCCCUUCAGACACCACUAAAGAUGUUGGGUCUCCCUCUGAAUCAGACAGUCCUGGGCUGUCAGAUCCAAAGGUCACCAAGGUCAAGAAACCGUCGAAUUUUGUGAAACGGAAAGGACUUGGGCCAUUUGGUUAUCGCUCGCGAAGGUGCGGUGUAUGCAAAGGCUGCAACCACGAGGACGAUUGCGGCAAAUGCAUGAACUGCCUCGACAAGCCCAAAUUUGGCGGUCCCAAUACCAAACGGCAGUGUUGUGUGUAUAAGAGAUGUGAUCAAAUUGAAGAGAGAAAGGCACGCAGACUUAGUGGAAGAGCAGCACCAAAAGGUGCCUCUAAGAGACGGCGGUCCUCACUCAGCGGGGGUCAUUCGAGCAAUGACGAAGGGAACGAGGUUGCUGCGGACUCGCCAUCUGGUCUCCAUGGUGACAGCCACAGUCCGUCUGUUAGGAAGCAGCCGAAGCGCGUUGUGAAACCACGUGUCUACUUUGAUCUAGUCGACUACGACUCCGAUCUAGAUGACAAAGCUUUCCAGAGUUCUGCCUCACCAGCCAGGAGAAGGGGUGCCGGACCUCGUUUCAGUGACGACUUCGUGUCACUGGAUGGAUUCCUUGGAGACAUUUCUGAUGAUGAAGUCAGGCAUCGAAAGUCCAGUUCACACCGUGUACCAAGUAAUCGACGUAAACCUGAGAAGGGUCCUUUGGAGCAGACUCCUCCCAGUGUCCUGGCUGCCCUGGCCCAUGGAUUUGAGCAGAGAGAAGUCGAGUGUUCGAAACCUACUCACAAAAUCAGGGUCGACUUCAAGGAGGAUUGUAAUUUGGAGAAUGUCUGGAAUAUGGGUGGUUUGAGUAUAUUAACCUCUGAACCGCUCAUGCCACCCUAUGUCUGCUUCCUUUGUGCCAGUAAAGGGCAACAUGAGAUGCUGUAUUGCCAAGUAUGCUGUGAGCCUUUCCACCAGUUUUGCCUUGAUCCAAUGGAGCGCCCCUCUGAAGAAAACAAGGAAAACUGGUGCUGUCGCCGCUGCAAGUUUUGCCAUGUGUGCGGCAGGAAAAACAAGCAGUCAAAGCCAUUGUUGGAGUGCGAACGAUGCCAGAACUGUUAUCAUGCUUCCUGUCUGGGACCCAACUAUCCAAAACAAAACAAGAAGAGGAAAUCUUGGGUUUGUAUGACAUGCAUCAGGUGUAAAAGUUGUAGUGUCACACCGGGAAAGUGUUGGGACACUGACUGGAACCACGACAAAGGACUCUGUCCAGACUGUUCAAAACUGUAUGAGCUAGGUAACUACUGUCCAAUCUGCUUCAAGUGCUAUGAAGAUAAUGACUAUGACAGUCAGAUGAUGCAAUGUGGCACCUGUAACCACUGGGUGCAUGCCAAGUGUGAGGAUCUAACAGAUGAGCUGUAUGAGAUCCUGUCCAGCCUGCCCGAGAGUGUAGUGUACUCUUGUCGGCCGUGCAGUGUGACCCAGCCCAGUGCCUGGAGAGAGCUGCUCUACAUUGAGCUCAGGGCUGGGGUGGAAAAGGUGCUGGCCUGCUUGCUUUCCUCCACCCUCACCCAGCAUCUUGUUACCUGCUCACAGUGUGAGAAGUCGAUUGAUCCCGACAGUGGGAUUGAAGGACAGCCAGCCUGUGACCUCCGAGCUGUAGGCAAGAAGUUUGACAAAGGCCUUUAUACCACGUUGAAAAUGUUCCAUGAAGAUGUGGUUCAGGUGGUGCGAAAGAGGCUUGAGCAAGAGGAGGAUCUUCCAGAGGAUAAGAGACCCACUGCCCUGGCUCGCUCUUACUACUUAAAGCUCCUCGAGGAGGUAUUUAAUUGGUUCAACAGCCAAGACCCAAAGGUGUGGAACCCUUGUACCAAAGACUUGCCCAUGGGGAUGCUGUCCAAUGCUGUUCAUCCACCAACAAUGGAGCAUGUUUAUGCCCAGUGGCAGGAGAGAGAGGAGCUCUUGUCCAUGGCUCCGCUGGGGCUCCUGCAGGAGGACAAUGGACAAAGCUUCGAUUUAAAGGAAGAGGAGGCAGUUUCUCCGAUGUCUGGGGAGCUAACAAGCCGAAACCACUUCAAAACCAGCAGGGCUGUCAGGCUCAAAUUCAAAGGGAAAAGGGGACGGCUGUCAAAAGCUGAUUUUGACACUGGAUGGUCUAAGGAUGAUGAGAGACAGUGCUCUUUGUGCCAAAAAUAUGGAGAUCUUAAACCUAAUGAAGCAGGCAGGUUGCUGUUCUUGGGCCAGAAUGAAUGGGCACAUGUCAACUGCUGUCUGUGGUCAGCUGAGGUGUUUGAGGAAGAUAAUGGCUCUCUACUACAUGUACACAGUGCCGUUACCAGGGGCCGCCUGAUGCGGUGUGAACGCUGCAACCAGACGGGUGCCACAGUGGGCUGCUGCCUGACAUCUUGUCAAAGCAACUAUCACUUCAUGUGUGCCCGCUCCCGUCACUGUGUCUUCCAGGAUGAUAAGAAGGUGUACUGCUACAAACACCGGCAUCUCAUCAGUGGCACUAUGGUAACUGGUCAAGAAUUCGAAGUAAAUCGCAGAGUGUACGUGGAUUUUGAGGGCAUUAGCCUCCGCAGAAAGUUCUUGACUGGACUGGAACCACAAUUAAUCAACGUGAUGAUCGGUUCCUUACAGAUAGACAGACUGGGUGUGUUGACGGAACUUUCAGCCAGCAAAGGAAAACUGUAUCCUGUGGGUUUUCAGUGCUCUCGUUGGUACUGGAGUACAGUAAAUCCAUUGCGCCGUUGCAAAUACACAUGUACAGUCCGGGAGGUCCGACCUGUUCUCCCUGAAAAGCCUGUGGAGGAGAUGCCUAACCAAGGAGACAAUCACACGAUUGCUCACAGCCCCUGUCCACUCCCUGAGUCUGAAGCCCAAGAGACUGAUAUACCAGAACCUCAACCCCCAGUGGAUGAAUCCUUUGUCCCUGGACCUCCCCUCAAGUCGGAUCACGGUGUAAGGCCAAAGAUUCCCAGCUAUCCUCAAGCCAGACGACCAGCUGGAGGGAUGUCCCGACCUCUGCCAUCCCCAGGGCUAGGCCAGCUGAAACCCCACCACAUAUUAACCAUAAGCGAUCUGGAGGAGACUCGAAGAGUUCGUCGCCACAACCCACAAUCACAGACAACAGGCCCCCGCAGUCACAUGCCCCCCCCUCCUCUGGGCCCUCUGACUGGACCAAUCACCCUCCGUGCUGGAAAAUCCUCCGUUCCAACUUCCCCCCUGUUCCCACUCGGUGCUUCAGACAACCUGAUAAAUUCCACAUCAUCCCGCCUAGUUGGAGGCAGAAGUGCUUCCUCAGUCCGAUGCCCUGGGAACACCAUGACCCAUUGUACUUCAUCUUUCUUUCCUCAGUCUACCUGGCAAGAUAGUGCAGGCACCUUUCCCUCUCCAAGUCUGUCUUUCUCUCCAUCUGUACAUCUACCCAGACCUCGCUUGUCAUUUGAUCUCAGCCAGUCAGACUCAGUCGAGGUGCCGCAUAACUUCUUAGCUUCACCAGAACCUGAGGAUGUCUCUCCAGCAAAUGGUACAUCACCACAGGGGGAUUUAGACCAACAGAAGGGUGAGGAAGAAUUUCCCUACAGUUCAUUUCACAAGGAUCCCAACUUGAGUCUUGGCCAAGAGAUGAGAGCAGAGCUGGAGAUUGAAGAGACACUCCUGAAUGAAGGUGUGGCUAUGAACUGUGAGGGGCAGAUAGUGGUGGAAGGUGACGAUCAGGAGGAAUUUUGGGGAAGAACCCAAGAGGUAAACAAGAGGAAGACCCUUGUUGCCAACCUGCCACGGUCUGCAGCCUCAGCCAGGGAUGACUUAGGCAAUACCUCAUCUGAUGAUGAUAUGGAGCACUAUUUUGACUUCUCACGGACAAUAGUUAGCUGUCCCUCAUCAAAAGAUCGUUCCAAGUCUCCCUCCUCCCCUUCCUCGCGGCCUAUGGCUCAGCUUGAUGGUGUAGACGACGGCACAGAGAGUGAUGCAAGUAUAGCAAACAACGAUGGUCAGAAAGUUGAGGGUUCUCGUCGAGGUCAGAUGCAAGCCAAAAACCUAAACAAUAAAAAUGUCACUGAAUCAGAAACUGCAAACAACUCCGAGGCGGUUCAGAGUCCAUUACCCGAAACAUCAUCCAAGGAUAAGCACACAGAUUCAUCAUCAGUCACCAUCUCAGCUGCCAGCAGAAGAGCUACAGAUAGUUCAACUCCUGAUCCGCCUAAAUCCUAUGAUGCCAAUCCAUUGAAGACGGACAAUAUGGGAUCCAUUUCUUCACACAUUUCCAGAAACUCUCCACUCAAAGAGCAAAGCUCUGACACUCCUUUGUUAAAUCAGGAGACCGUGCUUCCUACUCCAGUUCAUGAUACUCUGCCUAAUUUACUCACAAAGGUGCCUGAGAUCUCUUAUUCAGAGGACUUACUCCAGAGUUCCAGUUUAGGUUUUGCCUCUGGGACACCUCUUGUUCUUGAGAGAUGUGACCCAAGUCCACAUUUAUCUGAAAUGGUUCCUUUGCUCGAAGGCACACAGUCUGAAGCCAGUAAACCCCUGAACUCAGAGCCUGACAGCAGCCAUUUUGUAUCAUCAACUGAGGGGUCUGCCGUUUUGAUGAACCAUUUAACAGCUGAUGCAAUGGAUCCCUCAUUAGCUAAUUCUGCUAAUAACAGUCAGGGUACUCUGCUGGAUCUUCUUCAGCCCUCCCCUUUAAUUCCUGCAGGUGUGCAGAACUCCUCUCAAGGCCUUGUAGACUCCCUGCAGAUGUAUUCCUGUCUACCAGGUUUCAGUCAGCCUCCCCUAACAAGUAUCACACUUCAGCCAGUAACCUCCACGCAAGACACAACAACCUUUUCAUCCAUGGAGCCUUUGGCUACAAAACUAACCACACUCAGUCCUGUUGAAGAUGUGACGCAAACACUGUUAAAUGUGGCCACUCAAAGCGAUCAAGCAUUAUCAGUUACGUCAGGCACUUGUCCCCCAGCAGGAACUAGUAGAACAGUCACUCUACCCAUCUACUCCACACAAACACAGCCAGCGGGUUCAACAGCUGUCACCAUUGUUUCUUCCUCUGCACCAGUAUCAUCUCUUUCUGGACUGACAACGCAGUGUUCAGCUCCUCCAACACUAGUCCACACAACCUCAGCCCCCAUGAUCGUAAAUGGUUACAGCUCUUCAUCUGUGCAGAAGGAAGCUGCACCUGGCCACACAAUCUCCAUCAACUUUUCUACACCCCGGCCAGCUUUAGAACCACAACACCCAGUGGUUCCCCAGGCUUUACCUGGACAUGCCAUUCUGACUGUGAAGGAGGUUGGAGGUCCAAAUGUGGAUCCAACACCACAUGUCCUGCUGGUGAACCGUCUCGGGCAGAUCUUUGUGAAGAACCCAGAAAGUAACACUUUUCAGCUGCCCACUCCCACCUCCCCCUCUUACAACUGUGUCACUCAGAUUGCUAGCCUUUUGCAAAGCAAUGCACUGUCAGCCACUCUAGCAGCAGCUGGUAAUAUGACUCCUCCACCCGCCGUGGCCAACAUAGCAACAGUAGCUCCUCCAGCAGUUACACCCGCAGCUCAGAAUACUACCACAAUUACACAGCUGCUCACUCACAAUAACAACGGGGCAGUGGCAUCAGUUAAUGUGAAGAAGCCAAGGAAGACUGCAAAAACAUCAAAAAAUGAAACUGUCCCAGAGUCGAAAAAAUCUAAGAAAAAGAAGGAAUCAAGUGCAUCCAAAAAAUCCAAGUCCUCCAAGGCCUCAGGGCAGCCUGCUCCAUCAGCUGAGAAUCCUCCCAUGACUCCUGCUGAAAGUGCACAAGCAAUUAUCAACCAAGCCAUGGCAAGUAACUACACCCCCAAGUGGAGUGGGCUUCGAACACUAAGCCCUUCCUCACUGGUUUUGCCACCUGGCCUACUAAUUGAACCAGAACCCCCAGCAUUGCCUCGCUCUCCAUCACCAACACCAGCUCCGGCUCCGGCUCUGGCUCCAACCCCGGCUCCGGCCCCGGCUCUGGCUCCAGCUCCUGCACCCCGCCCUCGCUCCCACGUCCGGAUGAAGAGAGUGUCUUCACUUUCAGACCGUAUCGUCACCAAGAAGUGUAAAGUUGACUUCAUACAACCGGAGCCCAUGAUCGAGGAGGAGAAGGUUCGCAGGCCUACCUUUGCAAGCAUCUCCAGCAGGGCGUCUGGAGUACGCAUAAAGACCCCAACAGUGAAAGGAGUGCUGAACCUGGACGAGUUAAAGGAGGAGCAUAUAAGCGAUACUGAUAGCUCAGGAUCAGAGCCUUGGGAUUAUAUGUCUCGGGGCGAACAAGGCAAACCUCAUGCUUGGGAACCAGUGGGACACAGCACCCUGACUGACUGGAAGAAAUACUCAGGCGCUGAUUCCACUUCAGAUGAUGAACCACCACCAUCUGAUGAGGAUGAGGAAUGUCCAACAAACAGAGAACAGCCACACUUGAAAUUCGAGAUAGCCAGCGAUGAUGGUUUCAGUGUUGAGGCAGACAGUAUUGAGGUGGCUUGGAAAGCAGUGAUAGAUGGGGUGCAGGAGGCACGAGCUAUAGCAAGGUUGAGACCUCUGACCUUUCAGAGGAUCACCGGUGCCCGUAUGCUGGGUCUGGUCCAUGAUGCUGUUGUGUUCUUGUUGGAGCAACUUGAAGGUGCCCAUCGCUGUCAAAGGCAUGCCUUCCGUUUCUUCAAGCAGUUCAGCCAGGAGGAUGAUCUUCCUGUCAAUCCCAGUGGCUGUGCGCGCUCUGAGCUGUACCUUCGGAAGUCCACAUUUGACAUCUUUAAUUUCCUGGCUUCUCAGCAUAGACAGCUUCCUGACAUUGGACCUUAUGAUGAUGAGGAAGAUGAGGUUCUUUUGAAGUCCACAAGACGGGCCACUAGUUUGGAGUUGCCCAUGGCCAUGCGCUUCAGACAUCUGGAAAGGACUUCCAAGGAGGCUGUGGGCGUGUACAGGUCUGCCAUCCACGGGCGUGGUCUUUUCUGCAAGAGGAACAUUGAAGCAGGGGAGAUGGUUAUUGAGUAUGCAGGCAUCGUCAUUCGCGCAGUGCUCACUGAUAAAAGGGAGAAGUACUAUGACGGCAAGGGUAUUGGCUGUUACAUGUUCCGCAUUGAUGACUUUGAUGUGGUGGAUGCAACCAUGCACGGCAACGCAGCAAGAUUCAUCAACCACUCCUGUGAACCCAACUGCUACUCGCGAGUGAUCAACGUGGAGGGCCGGAAGCACAUCGUUAUCUUUGCUCUUCGGAAGAUCUACAGAGGGGAGGAGCUUACUUACGACUACAAGUUCCCCAUUGAAGAUGCCAGCAACAAACUCAAUUGUAACUGUGGGGCCCGGCGCUGCCGCCGUUUCCUCAACUGAGGCAUCCCUCGUAUGAAAAGGAGAGGAUCCUGUUUACUAGUAGGCCUUAACUUAAGGUGGCACUGGAUUGGGCCUGGGGAGGACAUGGGCAAGUCCGCACAGCAGGGGAAUUAGCCACUAUGAGACCGGUCAGGAAUAUUUGGCGGUUCAGGAGUGAUAUGUGUGGACAUUUUAUCGAUUUGGAGUAGAAGAAGAAGAACCUGCACAGAAAAUGCAUUCUUUCUGAAAAGUUUCUUGCCUGAUAUAAGUUCACAAGGUAUUUCUGCCUGUGAAGAGCUCAGAUGUACAGCUGCCACAGCGGUUCAUUUUGAGGAAGUGGUUUAUGUGUACAAGACAACAGACUUUUAAACCGGAUGUUCAAAAUGUAGGGGUUUCCUUGAUCAGUAUGGAUAACACCAACAGAAUUUCUUCACACGUCAAGCCUUAUCUGUUUGAAUCAUGUUUGUGGGGUGGGUGGUAUAUCUGUCUAUAGUACACUUGUAAUCAUGCUCCAUCCUCCAGUGAUGGGUACAUUAUAGCCCCAUCUGUGUAGUGGUGCAGUCAGUUCUUGAGCCAUACAUUUACCCAAACCUUUCUUUGUGUGUUUUAUCUUACAUUUAACACUUCACACGUUGUUGAUAUUUGUUCUUUUUAGACUUUUUUCUUUUUGUGAACAACAAAACAACCAUGGUGCUAAGCUUUCAAAGGUCUUUAAAGUCAUUAGUUGGACUAAGGUGUCCUGCAAAUCAGGAAUUGUUUAGCUGUUGAUUCACCCUGCUGAGACCAUUUCUCUUAAAUUUAUGCACUCAAGCAGUACUCUUAUCGUCAUUGGAAAGUUUCACACUUCAGAUCAUACAUCUGCUGUUUUUCACCUGCUCUUUCCGUUUUGAGUUUAAAGUAGGUUAUUGCCAUCUAACGGCUUCAGUCAGUGUCAUAUUUAUAAAGACAGAAACGUGUCUUUUAAGACAUGUUUUUUUUCUUUUUCUUGAUGUACAGUGUAUGUAGCAAACACUACCCAAGCCAAAAGUGAAGAGUUGUGGUGAAUAUCAGUUUUUUAAAUAUAUAUUUUAGUACUCUCAUGGCAGAUGCUCAGUACCUAUUGCAAUAAGACGUUGCUGCCCUACAGCUGCACAUAAAUAACCAUCAAACAUACAAACUAUUGUCAUCUUUGUGAAACUCAUUACAGUUUAUCUCUUAAUCAGGGAGAGCACUGGUAUAAAGCAUAGCCACUGAGUGUGUUUGUAUUCAGCUCAUGCACCAGGCUUGUUGAGACUUUGUAGACGUUGCUGUUGCAGAAAACAUUGAGUCUCAAUUGGAGCUGAGAAUGCACUCAGCACCUUAAAAUAAUGUUUAAUGUUGUUCUUAGUCGAUGUUCUGCGCUGUCAUUGAUGAGGCUUAUCUAAUUCACACACUGUUCAAAUUGGUAGUUCUAUUUAUUCGUGUUUAGAUUUCUAUUUUUAAUGGUAAAAGGUUGUGCUUUGUAUAAACGGUGGCAGUCUAGUGUAUUAGGAGACCUCCCCCAUAUGUACCUUUUUUUUGUUUUGUUUACGAAUGAUGUCCUUUUUGUUUCGGUAAUUUACUUGAAUUUUAUUUUGGGGCAGUUGUGUCAUGCAUUUAAGCCUUUAUGACAGAAAUUGUUCUAAAGCAGGUAUUUUUAAAGAAUCAUUUUUAUUUUAUUUUUUGUUAUGGUAGAUUUACUGACGUCUUAGAAUCAGCCACAGGAGUAAAGUGAGCACUGUUUGCCUCCCCAGGCCCAUGAUCAUUUGUCCCUCCCCCCCCAACCUUUUUCUUUUCAGACUGAUUAGAGCAAAUUUCCAUCAUGUUUUGUCCUGAUUUUAUUCCCCCUUUCCUUCUUGCAUGUCCAAUCACUGGGAUGGAGCCCAGAUUAACUUGUGUCAAUCACCUGUCUGACAACAAGAGCAGAGUCACUCCCAACUCCUUGCAAGGAUUCUACCUCAGCUGUUUACACAGAUGUUUGGGAAUACUGAUGCAAAAAGAGAGGAUGAUAAUUUAAGUGUAGGUUGGUUUUAAUGUCCUGCAGAGCUAGUGUGUGUGCGUGUGUGUGUGUGAGUCAUGUUGGGUGUGUAUGUUAGUAAUGAAGGAUGCAAAGCACUAGUCAAAACCUUAAGUUAUCAUGACCAUCUCUCCCAGAAUCUGUUAAGAAAGCUGUAUGUUAUAUAUACACAUAUAUAAAAAUAAAUAUAUAUAUAUAUAAAUAUAUAGUAGGGUUAUUUUAAAGUAAGUGUAAAAGACAUACAAAUGAGAAAAUAUGUGAUCUUUAAAUUUACGUCUUUGUUACCAUGUACAAAUAAACCUUGAGUUUGUAAAUAUUUGUAUACAUAUUUCUAAACCUGUUUAAUUUUUCUAUGCACUUUUUUUAUUUAUAAUGUUAUUUGCUUAAUAAAGAUGUUAAGAUG